This is a messenger RNA of Pantherophis guttatus, 5874 nucleotides long. RefSeq names its product ATR interacting protein (gene ATRIP). Gene Ontology annotation, biological process: DNA repair; DNA damage checkpoint signaling. The record is from RefSeq and is a predicted model, not a curated record. Lineage: Eukaryota; Metazoa; Chordata; Lepidosauria; Squamata; Colubridae.
UCCCCCCCCCUCCCCUUUUCUCGCAGUGUUGUUUCACGGAGUUUGGCUGCCUGGCUUUCUUAAGACCAUAUUGCGGAACGGCGGAGGAGGAGACGAGACGAGACGGAAGGACACGGACGGAGAGGAUGCGGCGUUGCAGGAGAACCGGAAGCGGUCGCCGCGCUGGGGCCGGGAGGCUGACUUUCGGCGCGCCUUCUCUGAGGUAGCAGGGAGGUUUCCCCGCUUGCUCCCUGCUUUUAGUGCCUUUAGUUUAGACAGUGGAGGAGGUAACCCCUCUUUUCUCUCCAAGCCGCUUCCACCUUAUCUCGUUUCUCUGCGAUAAGAAAAACCGAAUAUGCACGUUAGAUACCCGAAGUUAUGAAGUAAAAAAAAAAAUGGUAGAUAAACGCACCAAUAGCUCUUGGCGGAUGUGCGAUUCACGCCGCUGUGGCUUUUUUUUGAUUCAGUCUGGCAUAAGAGCCUGGAAAACACGGUGAUAAAUCGGGCUUAAGUUAACGAUCAGUUAUUUGUAAAUAUAUUUUGCAGGCAAAUUUUGUUGUAGUUUAGGGUGGCUUUUACAUAGGUAAAACCUUCGAAGAUCUGAAGAACUAUUCAUGUAAUCCUAAAAUAGAAGAAGAAAUAUGACAAGGAACCACUGCUCUAAGAAGUUUACAUAAUCAAUAUUUACAGCUUUUCUCUGGAAUGCAAAUGGCUUAAAGUGCAAUCCUGUGCAUGUCUAUUCCAAAAUAAGCUCUCCUGAAUUCAGUUGGAUUUAUUCCCAGACAAAUCAUUGGGCCUUCCAGUAAACUUCCUGAAGUUUUUCUUUGGUGCAUGUGGUUUUCAAGUAUCGGUAAUCAUCCUAGGAAAUAGGCCUAUGUUAAUAGAAAAUGUCAGUGAAUAACUUCUUUGGAAAUAAGAAGAGAAACAGUUCCAUAUUAUAUGAUGUUGAUCAGACAAAAAUUACUUCACCUCUCCAGAGAUCUAUGAGCCAUAAUAAUAUUGGAAAUCAUGGUGAAGGCCUCCCACCAAACAAGCGUUACAAAAGUGUUGUUUCAUCCAAGUGUAAAGAAACGGAAGAUCCAUUUGGGGAUAAUGAUGAUUUUACAGUAGAUGACUUGAAGGAGAUAGACAUUAUUGCUUCCCAGGCAUUGACGCAAGAUGUUUCUUCAGAAACAAAUUUGUUGAAAACGGAGCAAAAUGCUCAGUUGUCCAUUUUUCCAAAUAGCACCAAUCAGUUCAAAACACCUGAUCAAUGGAAUAUUGCUCUAACAACUGAGACAAAAUCAUUGGAAAAUAGCAUAGAAGAAAUGAAACUUAAAGAAAGAUUUAAACUUGAAACAGUCCAAGCACAAUUCAAGGAGGCCAUGAAAAAGUUGAAAGAAAUGCAGGAUGAAAUCCUUAUUAAAAAUGGAGAAAUAAAAAUUUUGCGGGAUUCAAUGCAGCAGAUGGAAUCUACUGUGGAGGAUCAGCGGAAAUCAUACAUAUUACUGGAAAGAGAAAAUGCUCAGUGUUUAAAUGAAAAAGAAAAGGAAUUCUCCAGAAAGUUACAGUCACUGCAAUCUGAACUACAUUUCAGAGAUGCUGAAAUGAAUGAGCUGAGAACAAAGAUUUUGAAUUGUGAAAGGAUUAAACCUGUGGCCCCUGUUUCAUAUACCAGUCCUAAAAAAAGCCCCUCUAAACCUCUGAAAAGUGAAAGAUGUACUCAUAUUGAAAAAAAAAGUUAUCCCACAGAAGAGUCUUUUGGAUCUCGGGUAUUACCAAUACCAUCUUGCUCCAGGACCCAAUCCCAUGUCCAAGCUCCUCAGGAAAAUAAUGACAGCAAAACAACUGUCCUUGAAACUGAGCCAGUGAAGCAAGAAACAAGUUUCAGCUGUCCUCAGAGACCAGGUUCCCUUUUACUGAAUGCACUGUUGAAGCAGCCACUUGUUCCAGGAUCAUCAUUAGGAAUCUGCAACCUUCUUAGCAGCAACACUGAAGCUUGGUUUGGAUCUGCUAUGCAGUCUGCUUCUUUCAGUGUAGGACCUACACAAAAGAACAAUAACAAGAUUACAAGCCUUCAGGAAGGUGAGACUUCAUUGAGAACUACUCAAAAACUUGCCUUAACUGGAUUGAAUUUGAUUGCUGUAGAUGGAGGCUCACUGGAAGGACAACAAAACAGGAGACACGUCCCCCACCUUAAAUGCGUUAAAAUCCCUGGAGCAGUACAUCUUCUCCCCCUCCUGGAACUUCACAUUGGUGCAUAUAAUCAAGCCCUCUUGUCAGUGACGAAGACCGGAAGCAUUUCUUCUGGGAAUCAAUCUGCUUGCACCUCCGGGACAUCUUCAGGUGCAGCUUCAAGUGUAGAGGACACUUUAUCCACUCUUGAAGAGUAUGCACUCGUGUCACUGGGCAUUCUUUACUAUUUAGUGUUUUAUAGCUGGGAAGUUAUUAAUACACUUCUGUCCCAUGAUAAAAAAGCAGAUUGUAAUCCAGGAGCUAUAGAUGUUUCUGAGAAGAAUGAGACUGUGGCUUGCAGUAAACAGGAUACAGCUAAUCUUCAGGAAACCAUCCCAGAAUUAGAGGUUGCCAGUUUGGACAAAUCCCAGCAUCCUUUGUUUAAAAAGCUACUACAACUCUUAAGCUUGUGUGUAACAUCAGCAGGAUGCCAGAAGUGCCAUAUCGCAAAUCAGUGCCUAAAAGUUUUGGUGAAAUUAGCUGAAAAGUCAACAGUUGACUUAUUAAUAAGCUUUCAGUGCUUGUUUGAUAGCCAGUCACAGAUCCUGCUUCGCUGUAUAUCUUCAGAAACUCCCUUGUUUGCUGUUCUUCUUACUGUUAGGAUGUUAAGUUUGCUUGCUGAGCAUCAGGAUCUGGCUGCUCGGUUUUGUUCAUGUUCAGAAACCUGCCUACUUUUGGCAUUAUACAUGUACAUCACAUCACGCCCUGAUAAAUUAGCAUCUGAAGGGCUUUGGCUGCAGUUGGAACAAGAGACGGUUCGUUUUCUGACCAAGUGUAUGCAGUGUUGUAGAUCCUCUGUUUUACUUGUGGGAACAGAUUGCCAGUGCACUUCUGAGGCAGUGAAAGCUCUGAUAGUAAUGUUACAUAGGCAAUGGCUUUUGAUCAGAAAAAUGGAAGGAAUCGUGUUCAAUGGACAUGAAAAGCAAAUUGUACAGUUUUUGAGGGAUGCUGUUUUGCUUCUGCAUGGUCUCUCCCAGAAAGAUAAACUUUUCCACGAACAUUCCCUGGAAGUGCUCCACCAAUACGAUGGUGUCUUGUCUGGGGUUACAGCAGUCCUGAGAAAAGGGCAGCAUUUAAAAGCUUGUGAAGAACUUGCACUGGAUGAACUGUAUUCUUUGGAGCCCGAAGUCAGUGACCAGGAAAUGGAUUGCAGAUAAUCGUCUUUCAAUAAUGUAUUUGUUUACUUUCCAGAAAAGUUACCUGGAGCAAGGAGGCAAAGAUGAUAAUGGGAGGUUUCCUUUGCAGAAGAAAAGCAAAAUCUCAGAUAGGAAGACGAACUACCUCCAAUGUGGCGGACAGAUGCUUGGAAUUUUUGAAGUACCUCAGACCAGGAAAGGCUGGGAAGGCCCAGAGGGAGAUGCAUCACACAAGGUCUAUACAAAGUGGCCAGCUACCAAAGAUCCAAGCAGAGAUGACAUGCUGAGUACUUUCCACAGCAGUACAACCAAUUCCCCUCCCAUCUCUUGCUUGGGAAAUGGACUAGAACAGGGGUGUCAAACUUGUGGCGUCAUAGCAUCACGUGACGUAUCGAGACUUUUUUCCCCCCUUCACUAGGCCAGUGUGUGACACAUCUGGCCUACCGGCCGCAUGUCACUGCAUUUUUGUAUUUACCAGAUGAGCUCACAUUUUUGGAUUUUCAGACUUUCCGUAGCUUGCCAAGUUCUUAUCAGUAACUGAUACUACGCAUGUCCGCAUUCCUUUCCUUCUUCUAUAUACUUUCUUUGUUCUCCUGCCAGGAGAGGUCCGGCUGCAGAGAGGUGGCCGGCAGGAACGUUGCCAAAAUGUAAUUAUUUAGAUUAGUAAGAUGUUUUAUUUUCUUUAUAACAAAUAAAUGAGUUUUUCUUAUAUCUUCGGGUUUAUUUUCUUAAUGUAUACUUGCAAGGAAAAGUCUUGAUCCACGUCUCUAAAUCAAGGUGCGAUUACCCAAAAGCAGAAUGGGAUUAAUUAGCAUCCUGACACCGCAAGUUUGACAUUCCAGGACUAGAAGAAAAAGGUGAGGAAGCUGUAGUUUAGUAAUGGCGCAAGGGCUUGUUAACUAAAGAGCCCUGAGAAAGAGGCUGGGAGAAAGUGACAUAUUUGUAAGUGGAAGUUCCUAAUCGUUGUAAGUAGUACUUAGUAAAAGAAUCAUAGAAUUCCCUACUAUCUCUGUUAUUGUGAAGCAGUUACUCUUAGUUAAAAAUACAUUCAGCAGCCAAAAACACGUGACACAUUAAGAUUGAUGUAAUGUUAUGUCUGGGAAAAGAUAAUAAUUUUAGACCCUCUCAUCAAACUGGAAAGAACUCUUCAGGUAACUUCUCCAAAACAGCUACACUGGAAACUGGAUUCAACCAUAGCAAACCACAAAUUAUAUGUUAAAUCCAGUUGUGGAUCACAUGGUAUGAGCUUCCAUCUCCGUGUUCAUGUAUGGAAAGAAUUUUUAAAAACUACUUGGUGCCCAGAAUUCCGUAAAUAAAAACGAAUGCUAAUUCCUCCGAUUUUGAACUUCAAGGCCAGAACCAUCGUUCCACUUCUGCAGCUGGACACCCAAAAACAAAACUCUUCUGAAAGGUAAUCAAGGGAUUUGAUUUGAUUGGCCAUUUUCAAAGCAAACAAGUAUGGAUAGUGUGAGGUGCCAAUCCAUUAAUUAUAUGCUUUCCAAACACCACUCGGCUGCAUUGUGAGGCCUCAAAGUAUCUUUUGCCUCUUUUUUUUAAUAGGAGAAAAUUAUGUUAUUAAUUUCACAGCUCUCUUUUAUUCAGCACUUGUGUUACUAUCUUAAGAGGCACAAGAUAAAUGUGUACAAUUUAGAUCAGGGAAAAGUGGAAUCUGGCUCUCAAGAUGUCAGGUUGGAGUUCCCACCAUCCAUUAUCAGUGGUUAAUUUUAGCCCAGCGCACUUGAAGGCUUCAAUGAGCCCUGGACCCUAGCAUGGAUAUUUUAGAUGGAAGAUUUUUUUUGAAAGUAUGGUAUCUCAGAACAGGGUAGUCCUCAACUUACGACCAAAAUUGGGAAUGGAAUUUCUAUUGCUAAGCAAUGCCAUUAAGUGAGCUGUGCCUGAUUUUAUGACCUUGUUGCUGCAGUCAUUAAAUGAAUUCAUCUUCCCCACUGACUUGCUUGUAGAAAGCUUCCUAGGAAGGCUGCAAGUGAUGAUCAUGUGACCCCAGGAUGUGUCAUAAAUACAUGCUGGUUGCCAAGUGUCCAAAUCAUGAUAAUGAGAUGGGAUGCUGUGAUGGUCAUAAAUGUGAGGACUGGUCAUAAAUUACUUUUUCAAUGUGGUUGUAACUGAACAGUUGCUAAACAUAUGGUGUAUAGUGUAAGUCAAGGACUACCUGUAAAUUCCUUUUCCCACAUUUUAUCCUAUGGAAGUAUAGAUUUCAAACCUUGUGUUUUGGCUUCUGCCAACUCUGUAUUUUUUUUUUUUUUAAUCCUUUGUGCCUAAUGGUGAAAGCACACCGGCUGUGUCCUCACUUUAUUUUGGGAAAGGCUCUUAUUCUGAAUAUAGCUUUGAUGAGAUUCUAUUCUCUCUAGACUUUAAGCUUCUGACUGUGUUUGGAUUUUAUCAAAUAUGUAUUCAAGCUAUAUAUAUUACAACUUUCUAAAAAUAUUUUUUCUGUCAUUAUUAAUCCUUUUUGUAACUUGCAGUUUUAAAAUAAAGUUUCUGCAUUUUCGCGCUCUUCUAGCAUUCUGGCUAGCGGGAAAGGAAA